Molecule: messenger RNA, 1183 nt
Organism: Medicago truncatula (barrel medic)
Lineage: Eukaryota; Viridiplantae; Streptophyta; Magnoliopsida; Fabales; Fabaceae
Product: TVP38/TMEM64 family membrane protein slr0305
Exons: 10
Coding region: 174-998 (274 amino acids)
Cellular component (GO): membrane
Source: RefSeq, a predicted model, not a curated record
AAAAAAACACAAAAUCAAACAAAGAAAGAUCAAAAGCAAUCACAAAAAGGAGAUAACAUUUUUAGCAGAAGACAAAUCUGAAAACAAAAGCCUUAUCUUUUCUGAAUUUUAUCCUAUUGUAUUGCGAGUCAUGAUUGAUAAAUUUGUAUGCACAAACCACAACAAGGUUAAACAUGUUUUUGACAUGGCCCAAUGCUCUCAAGAUCACUCUUCUCCUUCUCCUUGUUUCCGCUAUUGUUGUCGCUUGCUUUACUCUCCCAAUUGAAAAGAUUCUGAAGGAUUUCUUGAUAUGGGUUGAUCAAGACCUUGGGCCGUGGGGUCCGCUCGCUCUGGCAGUUGCUUACAUUCCUUUGACUAUAUUGGCAGUUCCAGCCUCAGUACUUACACUUGGCGGUGGUUAUCUAUUUGGCCUUCCAGUUGGCAUUGUUGCUGAUUCUGUUGGUGCAACCAUCGGUGCUGUAGCUGCAUUUCUCCUUGGUGGAACAAUUGGGAAAUCAUUUGUUGCUUCUAAGUUGAAGGAUUAUCCACAGUUUAAAUCAGUGUCAAUUGCAACUCAGAGAUCUGGAUUUAAGAUUGUGUUUCUGCUUCGGCUUGUUCCAUUACUACCAUAUAACAUAUUAAAUUACCUCCUAUCCGUGACUCCAGUUCCAUUAUGGGAAUACACACUGGCGUCCUGGUUAGGAAUGAUGCCAUUAACGGUGGCACUUGUGUAUGCUGGAACAACGCUCAAAGAUAUAUCUGAUGUGACACAUGGUUGGGGAGAGUUCUCAAAGACUCGUUGGGCUAUGAUUAUUUUUAGUCUAGUGAUAUCUGUGGUUAUGAUGAUUUGUGUUACUAAAGUUGCCAAGUCUGCUUUAGAUAAGGCCUUGGCUGAAUGUGAGAAAGAUAUGGAUGACACUACAUCUUCAGAACAACUCAUUGUCACUGAAACUUCGGUAGGUCUAAAUCAACCUCUCGUAAAUGAGAUAGAUCAGGAUCAAGCCAAUCAACAAAAGUAAACCGCCCAGCGUGUAAAUUCUUACUCCCACACCUUCUAAGCAGUUGCUUCUUACAUGUGAUCUGUAUUGUUCCAACAUUAGAAAUGUAGUUCAUGAUAGAAAUGGUUAAUUAUACCAUCAAGAUGAGCGUAUUGAAUAUGUCUAACUGCAGAAAAGUUUAUAAAUGUGAACUAUUCCUGAUUCUA